Thunnus maccoyii (southern bluefin tuna) is the source of this 3068-nucleotide messenger RNA. It is a transcript of the gene ppp4r4, whose product is annotated as protein phosphatase 4, regulatory subunit 4. NCBI's taxonomy places the organism in Eukaryota, Metazoa, Chordata, Actinopteri, Scombriformes, Scombridae. The transcript is spliced from 26 exons. Gene Ontology annotation, molecular function: protein binding; protein phosphatase regulator activity. Gene Ontology annotation, cellular component: cytosol; protein serine/threonine phosphatase complex. Bases 112 to 2889 code for a protein of 925 amino acids. The record is from RefSeq and is a predicted model, not a curated record.
UAUAAUAAUAGAAUUUUGAACGGAGUCUGGCGUGACGUUUCCUCCGCCCCGCACAGACCGAGCAGGAAUCUCCUUGGAAACGUACAGAACUGGGACAUUUCCACCGGGCAGAUGUUCUCCAGCAGGAUGACUGGGAACCAGUCCGGACUGCUGCUGGGACAGCUGGAGGAUCUGCAGGAGCUGGCCUUCAUCGAGAGGCCGAUCCGCAGGAGUCUGAAGACAGCAGAGGAGAUCGAUCAGCUGACUGUGGAUGAAGACCUGAAUGACAUCGAGAGAGCCGUCUACCUGCUCAGUGUGGGUCAGGAGGUGCAGAGAGCGAGUGUCAUCAGUAACCUGCCGAGUCUUGUCCGUCAGAAUCCGGCUGAGACGUUCCGUCGGGUCGUACCAAAGGUCCGGGAGGUCUUGAACGGAGCAGGAGCUGAGAUCCAGCUGGCAGCCGCCACUUCAUUCUUAACCAUCCUACAAGACGACAUCAUCCUGAUCCACACACACACUUACUCCAUCCUGAAGACCGUCCUGCUCCACCUGAACCACCGAGACACAGUGGUGAGCAACGCCUGGCUAGAGACUCUGCUGUCAGCCAUCAACGCCCUACCAAAGGAGACCAUCAAACAGGAGGUGCUGAACCCUCUCCUCUAUCAGUCUCAGCUGUCUCACUCUCUUCAGGCUCGUCUGGCCAGCUGUCGCAUUUUGGGGAAAGUUGCCUGCAAGUUUGAUUCCCACAUAGUGAAGAAGGAGCUGCUGCCAUUGGCUCGUUCUUUAUGUCAGGAUGUGGAGUUUGAGGUCCGAGUUGGUAUGUGUCGUCAGCUGGAGAACAUCGCCAGGGCGACCGGGGUGGAUGACACCAGGACGGAGCUCCUCCCCGAACUGGUGGAUCUCGCCGGAGACGAGGAGAGCAGUGUCCGCCUGGCUGCCUUCAACACUAUCAUCAACCUGAUGGAGGUGAUUGAUAGCGAUGACAGACUCCAUGUUGUUGUUCCCCUGGUGAUGUCAGUGUGCGAGGCGUCGUCACAGGCAGACGAAGCUGUCGUGGCAUCAUUGUCAUUCCAGUUUGGGAAACUCUGCAGCGGACUGGCAGGCUGCCUGUCAGACGAGCAGAGGAGCCGGUUGCUGCAGAGGUUUAAGCUGCUGUGUGUCGCUGGUCUGCAGGCUGAAGGAAAUCAGACUGACGGCAACAACGAGUCGACACUGAUCCGCUGCAACUGCUGCUACAACCUGCCGGCCAUGGUGGUGUUUGCUGACCCGUCUCACUUUCUGUCUGAGUUGUACCCGUCUCUCUGCAGUCUGUGUUGUGACCCAGAGGUCAGCGUUCGGCGAAGUGCUGCAGCCAGUUUCCACCAGGUGGUGAAGCUGCUUGGUUCAAACGUCCAGUUGGUCCACAAAGAGCUUCUGGCUCUGCUGCAGGACGAUGCUCUGGAGGUGUUGGAUGCUCUGAUGAAUCACCUGGAGGAAACUCUGGAGGCGGUUCUGUCCAGAGGAGAGAACCUGACGCUGGACAACAAGUUCCCAGAGUUGCUGUCGGCUCUGCUGUUGGCGGAGCAGAAAGUUGGAUGUUCUCUGCGUUGGCGGCUGCAUGAGAAGCUGCUGCAACGUUACAGCUGCCUGGCCAGACUGCUGCCUGGAGAGCUGCUACACCAAAGCUUCUCCCCUCGCAUCUUUGUCAUCCUCACCACCAACAAGGUGUUGCCGGUGCAGAAGGAAGCAGCUCGAACAUUCUGCACAUUCCUCCGCUACAACCGCAAACAGGAGCAGCGUCAGGAGAUGAUGGAGCGGCUGAUCCAAGAUCUGGCUCAGGGGCGGAGCUACUGGAACCGGCUGAGGUUCCUGGAUGUCUGUGAAAUGGCCACCGAGAUUUUCUCCCGGAAAUACUUCAACAAACACUUCCUGAUUCCGGCACUGGAGCUGGUCCAUGACCCCGUCGCCAACGUCAGGUACAAGCUGUGCCAGUUGUUGCCCCGGUUGCGUUCGUCGCUCCGCCUGCCAGCUGACAAACAGCUGCUGCAGCAGCUCGACUUCUGUGUCCAGAAGCUGCUCUGCAGAGAGAAAGACAAGGAUGUGGUGGCCACCAUCCGCCAGACAGUGUUGGAACUGGACAAACUGGACCUCACAGAGCCAUUUCACAAACGACAGGAGAAGGAUUUACUGGACCAGAAGAAAGAGAAGGAAGAGACUCUGCUGCUGGAGAUGGAACAGCUGGAGCGCCAGCAGAGCGACGGCAAACUCAACUCUGAGAAACACACCGAGAGAAAACGAAGAGACAGUAAGACCAGUCUGUCUGCAACCAAGUCUAUGUCUGUGUCUUCGUCUGGAGCUGCCGGGUCCUCUGGUAAAGAGAUGAGGAGGGCUAAACUGUCUCGGAGUCGAUCCCUCAGCAGUCAGCCAACGACUUCCAAACCUGCCAAUUCGGACAGACCUCUGAAAGUUAAAGAGCUGAGUGGUGGUUCUGGACCUGGGAAGUCCUCCAUGUUAACCAGCAAAGAUGAUUCCUUGAGGACAGCCCACUUCACCAUGGCAACACUGUCCCAGACCCAGUCCACCUCUUCCAUGCCGGUCCUGAUCCGCAGCAACACCACCAGCCUCCUGGACAGGACCAGUACACUGGACCACAGGACCAUUACCUUGGACCAGAGAGACCACAGGACCAGUACCAUGGACCAGAGAGACCACAGGACCAUAACCUUGGACCAGAGAGACCACAGAACCAGUACCUUGGACCAAAGAGACCACAGAACCAGUACCCUGGACCAGAGAGAAAACAGGACCAGUACCUUGGACCAACGCAGUAAAUCAAUAGACCAGCGCAGCAGCGGGGUGAAGGACAGCCAGUCUAGGAAGCUGUCAAUAAACAGGAAGUCAAACUCUUUCAGCGUGCAAUCAGGAAGAGAGUGACAGCGAUGACAUCAUCAUACCUCCACUAGACCAUCAGCCAAUCAGCAGCCAGGGACUGGUUUCCAUUCAGGACAUUACCCACAAUGCAACAGGACGUCCAUCUCUGCCUUACUGAGCACUGUGUCUUCUGAUGAUCUCAUUCUGUCACCUGAUUGGUUCAGUAAACUCCACAUACAAAC